Molecule: messenger RNA, 2268 nt
Organism: Hypoxylon trugodes
Lineage: Eukaryota; Fungi; Ascomycota; Sordariomycetes; Xylariales; Hypoxylaceae
Exons: 4
Coding region: 1-2268 (755 amino acids)
Source: RefSeq, a predicted model, not a curated record
AUGUCUGGCCUUGAAGCCUUAGGUGUAGCUUGCAAUAUCAUGCAGACAAUUAGUUUUUGUAAAGCAAUCUAUCAAGGACGGUCCCCCGGCGAAGAUCUACAGAAAUGUGUCGCAUCAGUUCGAACGUUCUCGGCAAGAUUGAAGACGCACUACGAAAAAGCGAAAUCGCAGACAGACGGAGAGAAGGAGCUGGCUAGUGUGGCUAGGGGGUGCACUGAGGCGGCAGAAAAACUAGAAAAAGAGGCAAACACACAGAGCGACGCGCUCAAGCUCCAGCAGAAAGAGGGGUUUGAAAAUCAGGACGCCACGCUCAAGCACUUCAUUUCGCAGUACGCCUCCGGCCACAAAGAAUUAGGCGAACUUGUCUUCAAAGAGUUGACGUUGGUCAAAACGUGCAUUCGAGAUGAGAACCUACAACUAGGGAAUUCCGUCAGAAAUCAAAUUGUGAGCCUCAAAAUCCCAGGUAUGAACGAGAGGGGCGACGGAUUGGAUGACGAUAUGCAUAUCCAGGCGGUCUUGGAUAAACAUCCCAAACCCAGGUUACAAGAUUUGACAUGGAGUGACAUGGGGAAGUAUGUAGCCGCAGAGCUACAAAAUUACGUUAAUACUGGCCAGAUAUCCGAGAUUUCUGCGCAGAAUCUCGCGGUUUCUCUUCUCGAAAAAGCCGAAGGCGUUUUUCUCUGGCUACAUUUGGUAGUUCGUAGUCUAUGCGAAGGACUUCGACACAACGACCCAGAAGAGACAUUACGCCAACGACUUAACGAAAUACCGGGCGAUCUAAAUGAAUUGUAUUCCGAUAUGUGGAACCGUGUGAACGGAGACACCAAAGUAUAUGCGAAAGUCGCAGCCCAAUAUUUUAAUCUAGUGAUAAUGUCUAAAAAUCUUAAAAUCUGGGCGUUCCUGUGGGGAUUCCCCGCCCCUAAUAGGCGAGAACUAACAUUGUUUCGCUUAAUGGUUGCAACAACAAAGGCCGUCCAGAGUGUAUAUAUCGAGGAAGGAAAGACUAUAGAUAAGGUUACCUUGAAAGAGUACUGCGACCGCACGCGCCAGGCCGUGCAGGUUAGAUGCGCAGGCCUUCUAGAAACGAUUAUACUACCCUCGAGGAUAGCGGUAGUACGAUUCAUUCACCGAUCUGCCUAUGAUUUCAUGGCAGAAAUCGAGUGUAAAUAUUAUGGGGCCGAGGUAUGGCUUUCUAGAGUCCUUGAUCCUUUGACGAGAAUGGGGAACCUGAGAGCUGCAUUCGAAUUCCUGAGGGCUUUAUGGUAUUUAUACGACAUUCAUAUGUUUAGGGAAAACGAUUCCCAUGCGAGCGGCCCACAUUUUCUAGCAAUUAUGGGCUUGUAUGGAUUCUCGGAUUUCCUCAUAUCAAGCAUAGCGGAAAUCUCAAGUCCACCUUCCUUGGCGACUAUUGUCCUGCGAGAUCUAAUUGCGAUGUCCUCUAGCUGGGAUCCCCCGAUAAUCAAGACUCUUUUGUCACUAGAUGCAAAUGUUCGCUCAGUGGCUGGUCAUUACGAGCCCGAGUUGAGUGAACAGCCUCUGAGGUCUCUUACCUGCUUCGGCAAUUUUAUGCGGAGAAAUUUUGUGAAUAUAUCACAAAUGAGUGAAAACUACGACGUGUUUACAGUGUUAUGGAGUUUCCUCGAAAACAAUCCAGAUAUGAAUGAGCGUAUACCGUUGACUCUCGGCGUCUGUGAGCGGAUGAUAAGGGUGGUGGAUUUCGGCAGAGACGAAGAUCUUCUUUGGCGAGGCAAGUUCGGUAAUAUUUUUCUAAACUUGGAAAUCGCCUUUCUGGUCAAAGCGUUCUGCGAGUAUGCGAGCAAAAAUAAAGGCCCGGAAGCGUUUUUGUCACACUCUGUAUCUGAAAUUCUACUCGCUAACCAUGGCGGUGCCGUCAUUGACGCGAAUAAGAGAUACCAAGAUGCUUCAAACGAUUGCCCAGUCCGCAUAUCGUGCAUCAUUUUUUGUAGCAAGCAAUUCGGGCGAGAAGACUACAGGCCUACUAGCCAAGAGGUCACCAGACAAUUGCUGAACUAUCUCUUAGAGUUCCUAUGCGGAAACACUUCAUGGGAAUUGGUGAGUAAGGUAUGGGGAGAGACGGGCCGGGUUUUUAAUGAUAGAUUAAGCGGGCAGUACGAAUGUGUGACGAACAAGACUUUUAAGGAUGUUUGGGUGGAAGAGGGUUGCGGCUAUCGUUGUGUUGACGAUGCUGAAUUAGAAGAAAUACGGAAGUUGAAUCAUCCAUAUCGAAUAGGAGAAGUAGGGGGCUAG